Molecule: messenger RNA, 8810 nt
Organism: Xyrichtys novacula (pearly razorfish)
Lineage: Eukaryota; Metazoa; Chordata; Actinopteri; Labriformes; Labridae
Source: the annotation of a GenBank genome assembly
AAUCUAUGUGAUCGACGAUUGAUCUGACUGUCCUCACUCAGGACGAGCAAUGGAUGUCAGAGUGAAGUGAGCACCGUGUGUGGAUAAACAUGGAGAAAAAUGUUGGGUCACUACAGGAGCAAGCCCUGAAGAGAAAAGAGAGACUGAAAGCGCUGAGAGAAAAACAACAGCACGUAAGUGUAUUGUCUAGUGGUAUGUAGUUACAAUAAGACGAAACUUAUCGGUAAAACGCGUAGUUUAGUGACUAACGGUAGCGUGAGCUAGCUUAGCUCAUUGCUAACAUUAGCAUCCUGAUGUAGUUCAAUCAAAAUUCUGAGUGAAGAUUUGGCCUUUCUUCUGCAAGAUUAAGUACCAUUCAUGCCGGGAUGAGAAAAAAUUAAGAUAAAAUGACUUUUUCUUGAGUUUUGAGGAUAUCAAGUUCUCUGUUUCGUUAUUCAGCUUACAACAAACAAACGCCAAUCUAACAAUAAAGUGAGGUAACUUUGUAAGGAUCGAUUUUUGAGAAAAUAAUCCAAGGCUUCUUACCAACAGCUAUUAUAUUUUCAAUAAAAAAAUAACUACGUAUACAUUGAUACCCUUCGAUAAGUGUUACUAUUGUAAGAUGAGUAUUAGAUGUUGAAUAUUUCUUAGAUUGUUCCCUAGAAGAGAGUUUCAUAGUCCUGAAGGUUGACUGCCCAAACAUUUCACCACAGACACAUUUUACUAAACCCCAAAAACAUGUUCGAAAAUGCCCCAAAUUUUCAUGAGAUGCAUAAAAAAAUCUCAACAUUUUUUGCAGUUUUACAUCCACUUCAAAGUUUUUGGUGUUCAUUAAUUUUUUGUGUUAUUUGUUGGUGAAUGUGUAGUUGAGUUUCAGGGCUGAAACAGUGAUUUGUGUCUGUAUCAUCAGCUUUUACUUUACAAAUAUCUCAUCAGUUUGGCUGAAAGAACACGGGCUUUAAUGUGGCCUAUAUGGCAGGACCUCUGCUGCCUUACUGUAGGGCUGGGCGAUAUGGGAAAAAGUUUAUCACAAUAAUUUUUUUCAUAUCAGUUGAUAUCGAUAUAUCGCACGAUUUAACAGUACUUAUUGGUAGCAUGUCUUUGGCGAUACAAUAAGCUACCGCAUUGGUGAGGUCUUUGUGUCUCUUCAACGUUUUGUCAUACUGCGUUGCGUUAGAGAAAGCAGACUGAAUGGUCGGCUGUUUCAACUGCACGGGCGCCAUGGGCUCCUUUCUCCACUCGGUGUUAGUAACCUUUUGCACUGUGUGUGCUCUGCCAUGUGGCACUGCUUCAGCUGGUGAAAAAGAUUUGAGGUAUUACCGGACUUCGCGAGAACAUGGUCUCGACAUAAUUUGCAGCGCACAUUACUCUGCUUCAUGUCCGACCUCAAAAAACCAAAAUACCUCCACACCACCACCAUUUUUAUGCCAGUGUUGUCGACAAUUUCGUCAUCUGUUGAGUCUUCAUCUGCAGUUCUGCCGGGGGUAGCACUCAUUUUCUUUUUUUCUCACUGACAGUGCUGUUGGCUUCCUGUGUUAAAGUGCUAUGGUUGCAUGUAGCUGCAGCCUGCUACUACGCAGUUCUUUGCUACUUGGUUCUAAUUCAACACAUGAUUGGUUCAGUGUGAAACGGACCCAGGGCAACUCUCCUUUUUAUCGGCUCUUUGUAUAGUCUACUUAAACACAGCAGAAUGCGGGCUAUCGAAAAGCAUAUUGACUAUGUUUUAUAUUGAUAUCAACGGAAAUAAAUUUACCAUUAUAUAUUGUUAUUGUUUUAUCGCCCAGCCCUACCUUACAGUGAAUAGAAUUAUUUAACAAGCAUCUAGCUUUUGUUUAGUAUUGAAUGAGGAAAGUACAGCUUCUCUUAGAAACACCGCAGAUGUGGGGCAGUCUCUGAUAAAAGGUCUUUGAAUAUAAUGGAACACCAAAAUGUUUUUCAUUUGGGGGAAUUAAGGAAUUUGUUAAAAUAUUUAGGAAACCUUGUGAUUUUGUGGGAUUAAAAUAAUCCAGGCAUUUAAGAAGAAUAUAAAACCGUUUUUUAAAGUUUAAUUUUCACAAAUGUUUGACCUUGAAAUGACUGAGUUUUUAAGGUGUGUUUCAUGUUCUCAAUCAUCUUGGGUUGUGGUUCAGUUUCUUAAAACCCUCAAAAGUUCUCCAAAGGCUGGAAGAAGAAAUACUGAAACUAAAAAAAUUGACUAUAAGACUACAAGCUUCACAAUAUACCAGAAAUACAGUGUGGUGGCCAAAAAAUUCAUUUCAAGUUUUUGUUCUCUUUGCACAACCCAGUCUACAACAUUGUUUUGUCCAUUUACUUCCAGGCUCUGCAGUUAAAAUCUGAAACAAAAGGUUCUUUUUCUGACUUACAAUUCAAGUUUUUUAUAAUAUCCAACCAGAAUAAGUCAUCAUCAACAGAGCAGCAUCCCUGAAGUCAUCAUCAGGACAGUAAUGUAAAAAAAACAAUCUUAAACUGAAUUUUACAUAGAUCACAUAACAGACUCUGUCCUCCUCAGGAGCAGCUUUAAAUCUGUUGGUCUCUAAAUUUAAUCGGGACAUUCCUGAAUAUAACUGCACUCAGAGCGACCUUUGCCUUUUGGUUCAAUCAUGAUUAACACAAAGUUCUAUAAAAUAACUCUUCUUUAUCAGACAGUAAGUUUGAAGUUUUGGUUUGUGUCAUGUCAAUAGAUCUUUUUUUUAUGUAAACAAUAAAGAUUUCCUCUUAAUGCCCUGACUAUUACAGUUUCACCUUUUGUAAAACCUGAACAACAUUUUCACUCAGUAAAGAUUAGUGACAUAAGUUAAGUGAAAUAGUUCUGAUUUUAUCCACUUUUUCAAAAAACAUAAAACUACAAGAAAAUAACACAUUUGAAUUGUGGCGUGAAUCUGCCAGACAUUUACUUUUGAUACUAGAAUUGGCAACAUAAAAUUAAUGAUAACACAGAGACAGUCAGGGGAUUUUGAGUUUCUAACACAAGCGGUAAAGAGCAUCCUGUGCCACACAGUGGAUCAGAGGUCUAGAUGACCUGCCAGUAAAUCACAUUUUUUCUCUUCAGUAAGAAAAAGGUGAAUGUUUGCUGCCGUCUUUUUGAAAGAUGAUCAGAAAUACGUAAGAAAAUAUCUAACAUCAGUGAAAAAAAAUGCUCCUUUCCUCUCUCUCUCUCUCUCUCUCUCUGUCUCUCUUUCUCUCUCUCUCUCUCAGUUAAAGCACAAACUACACAGUCACUCUCUUUCUUCCAUGUGUUCAUGGUAUGAAGCCUGUUCAGUGUUUAGGCCACUGUUUUGGCGCGUAGUCCACUCUGUGUUUAAGUAAGCUGACGUUGAAAACAGAUACACUGGCUUGGCUAACAAUUUUUGAUCAAUGACUGUUGACAUUCCUGAAGCCCUGUUUUUUUUUCCUAUUGUAAGGCGCUUGAGUGUGAGUCAGACUUCUGAAUUGUUCUAGCAGGUGGACAGGAAGCCUCUUCAGGAAAAUGCAAGUUGGGAGGGGUUUGAUAUCCAUUGUUGCCACUUUUCUCUUGGGCUCAAUAUGAUCUUUUCUGGAAUUUCUGCUUGCUUGUUCCAUAUUUAGUUUGCUAACAUGCGGGCAGUUAUGUGUAGGUUAAAGUUCAAAUGCUUCCGGCGUAAAACAUCAGCUCUUUUUUAAAGCUAUUCUUGAGACAUAAAAAAGUUUGAUACUUUGUCAGGGUGGUCUAGUGUGUGAUCUCAACUGCUGUGUCACUAACAGUGUCUAUACAAUGACUCAGUGAAUCAUUAAAGCAGAGUAUAGCCUUUAAAGCUAGCUCCUCAUUGAAGAGUGCUGUUUAUACAGUGAGAAUAUUGGUUAGUUAACUUGUUUGAUUUUCUAUUAACAGGGGCGAGAUGACGAUGAAGAGCCAGACAAGAAAAAGGCCUCACUGGAGGAGACAACUUCAGAGAGACACAGGUUGGUUCAUCACAGCACCCACAGAAAUAGCUGUUGUUUAUUUUCUUUCUGGGCAUGUCACUUCUUCUGUGAUCAUUCACUGUGACUCCUCUUUGAGCUGCGACUUUACAAACAGGACUGAAACUGAUCUGGAAGUACAUCAUCACAACAUUAGAGCAAAUAUCUGUCCUUAUCUGAACACCAUCUUUUUGUAACACAGAGCAUGUCUCAGUUCAGGUUGUGACAGUGUUUACACUAGGUUGGAUCACAGCCCUGUGUUAAUAGCUGCUCAAAUAUCCUGCAGCUCACCCGACUCUGUGUUACUCAGUAGGAAAGAAGCAGCCAUCUUUCCUGUCCUACAGGACCUUUUUUCCAUUGUUUAUAUUUAAUGACUUUGAACUGACAGCACCGAGGGAGUGCCGCUGUUUUUCCUCCAGUUCAACAGGACAGGUCUCUCUUAUGAGCAUGAAAAUAGCUGUGGAGGUUUAAGGCCUGUUUUUGACUGUAGAGAUAAAGGUCAGGGUUGAAUCGUUUUUUAAGUUUGUGUUUUUUUAAGUCAAGACACUCAUUUGUAGCAGGACGAGAGUUGUGUGUCUUGUGAAUGUAUUCAAUUUCAUGAGCGGUCAGAUGGCCUAACUAAACCAUGAAGGAACACAACAAUCAGCAUGUUUAAGUUAUUCAAUUUCAAAUAAACAAUAGUGAACAUGGCAGGUAGCUCAGUAUCAAACACUCAGACAUUGCUGCUGCUCCUCCUCUGGCCCAGUUCAUUGUAAACAUUUUAAACACACUUUGACCAGCGAUCUGAAUUUAUCACCCACUCUCUUUGAUGUGGCAGUUUGCUCAGAGUGGACGUGUGUAAACACACUUAGCGUUUGGACGUGUUCAGCCAAAAAACUGAAGAAAAAGGAGUGAUGUCAGACUCCAAAGGCAGAAAACUAACAUGAAGAAGUUGCUCAUCCUUUCCUGGUCAUUAGUCAUGGUGGGACUAAGGGAGAUUUUUUUAAUCCAUUCUUCAUCCAUUUUAAAGAAAUUAAAAAUCUUGACAUUUACCAACAAGGUCUGAGAAAUUAAUUUUUUUUAAACUGCUGACCUUUGUUCAUCAUUCAGCAUCUGCUGCAUGUUCUUCUAACCUUCCCUUUAUGUCCAUAGUGAGAGAUUUUAGAUGGGAUCUAUAUUUCUAGUGGCCUUGAUAUGUGUAAAAGUUUUAAAUACUCCUUAUUUACUACCAUACCAUAAUUACUGCAAAAGGAAUAAAAAAAUUUAAUGUUAUCUUGCACUGAGAGCCAAAACAUGUCCCACAGAGGACUUGUUUUUGAUAGAAAUAUCAAUUCCUGAACAAAACAUAAACAACUCGACACUGAGCAUGGAUUUUUUCUGAUUGCCUUUGGUGUUUUUCAGGCCUUCACCCUCAUCACCUCUUGCUUACAGUCACUAUAUUUCAAAAUACAGCACAAGCCAUUCACUGCGACAGUGCUGUGCUGAAUGCAGUUCAUAGAGUUAAAUUUGGCAUAUAAAAAUAAUAUCUAUGAUCACUUAAUUCUCGUCACAUUUCUGUUUUGAAUUCAUGAUUUAAAGUCAUUUUAUGAAUAGAAAAUUCCCACCACCAACAAGUUCAAAGGCAAGAAACCAUUCAGAAACUGUCCAAGGUGAGCACAAUUUAUUAAACGCUGGGAACAAUUGGGGUCACAAAGUCAGGGAGCAAAUGAUGUCAGAUUGAUUUGCCAAGUUUUGCUAAUAUUAACUGGUCUAGCACCCCCAGUGUUCAGUACUUCUAGCGUAUUAAUAUCCACAUCUAUGCAGGUUAUGAAUUGCUCCAGCCCAGUGAUUGCAUGUUAGUUUAACCAGACACAACCUACAUACAUUUUCAAGUUUACAUACCACAUCAAUGCGGUGCCCUCCAGGAACACCAGCUGUCUUCUGUGUGUUUUUACAUCCACAUGUUCAUCAUAUGUAUCAAAGCAUUAUAUAGCAUUAUAGAAGUGUUUAUUUACAGGAGCCACAGCCCCGGCUCGUGGUCCAUGUCUGCACAACAGCUCUGACUUGACAUACAUGACUGACAUUUUAACCUCACAAUAGUGUAAAUAUUAACAUUUUAUUUAGCCAGCUACUAAUUCCUGCGCUGACGUGCAGGGGUGACAAUAUUUAGUUGUUUUGUCUACUAAACAUUGUGAUAUAGGAAAGCUUUCUGGCUGUCAUAGAUGAAUCAAAAUGAUGUAACAGACUUUUUCAGGGGCAAUAAAAGUGGAGUAAGAAAUCUAUUAAUGGAUGAGGUUGCUACAGACUGAGCAACAUUUUCAAGAUUCAGGAGAUGUGUAAACUAGGAGUGGACCUCGGUCAGAAGGCUGAACAUGACCAGCAUUCCUACCCAUACCCAUACAAGGCAUGGGUCUGUCUGUUGGCAGCAGGGGGUGUGAUGAAUGUAUCAGCGGUGUAUCCUCUCAAGCUUCAUUGCAAAUGCAUGUUAAGCUCACAACAGCUGAUAACUGUUUCGGUCCGCGCCUGGUCAGACAGUAGUUUACCUCCGACUCUGGACUUUAUCUGUAAUCUGCAGCGAUGUCAGCUGAAGCUUGCCAAGAAUUCCCCUCUGAUGAGAUGUGAUGAAAGACGGCGUAAUUCAACAUCAAGGAAAGCAUUCCUCAGCUGUUUGCUGCAAGUCUGUGUCCAGGCGCAGGUGGAACAUGUUAAUCAGACGUGUUCAUAGGGAAUAAAGAGGGACAUUAUACCAGAAUCCCUUUAGACAUUAGAUCUGCAGCUGUGUAGGGUAUCCAGAUGGUCUUUUAGGCCUGUUUCAUCUCUGGUGGAAUAUGUUUGCCAACACUGCCCUCACCUGGACAGUCAAAGGAGUGUGGGGUGAAGAGUGAGCCUUAUUUAAAAGCUUAAAUUUAACUUGUUAGUAAAGUUUGUCUCAUGUUGCUCUGUGUUUCUCUCCUCAGAGAGCUGAAGUUGAGGAAUUACACCCCAGAGGAUGAAGAGCUGAAGGGGAGACAAGUACCGAAAGCCAAACCUGCAUCAGGUCUGAACCCUCCAAAAAGCUAAAAAAAAAAAUUAUAAUUUAGAUUUUUUUUUUUUAGUGCCUUGUUUUUAAGUGCUCCAGCCAUUGUAAUUUGAUUAUACUGCUUCCAGGAAAGUGCUGCACACCUCCUAUCACUUACCACUAUCUAAUAUUGUUUAUGACUUUCUUUCUUGAUUUGCAGUGGAGGAUAAAGUGAGGGACCAGUUGGAGGCAGCUAAUCCAGAGCCCAUCAUUGAGGAAGUGGUAAGUGGUCCUUCUUGUUCAAUGUGAUAACUUGUGUUGAUGAAGCAUUGGUGUCGUGAAAGUUGUCUCAUUCUUGUGUUCGUUUCCCCCAGGAUUUGGCAAACCUUGCUCCUAGAAAACCAGAUUGGUAAGACUUUAGUUUUGUUUUCGAGCAUGUGUGAUGAAUAAAAUCAUAUCUAAUUGAACAUAAUUUUUACUGACUGUAUUAUUUCAUCUGAAUUCAGGGAUCUCAAACGUGACGUGGCAAAGAAACUGGAGAAGCUGGAGAGGAGAACACAGAGAGCCAUUGCUGAGCUCAUCCGUUAGUAUUUCUCAUUUUUAUGUUUUCUCGCUGAAUGUUCAUAACACUUCAGAGACAAGCAAGUCUGAGCUGGGUGUGAAUUAUUAGGCUAAUUGCCUUGUGGUCUCCAGACUCCACCGAGGCUUGACGCCAUCUGAUAACAGCUGUGGGUGUGAUUCCUGCACUGAUGUGUGAUUCACAGGCUAAAAAUAGCUGUGAGCUUUCAAGGAGAACACAAGCCCAUUUUUACUGUUCAGAUUUUCCUUUUUUUGGAUGGGUGACAACAAGUCCUCAUAGUUUCCAUUUUCAAAUGUAAAAAGUAACUUAUUUAACAUAUUAUGGUGACAUUUAACCUUGAACUAUGAAAGCCUUAAGUGGACAUUCAUCCAAACAUUUUAUUAACAUCAUUUUCCUGUGGUAAUGUCAGUUAUUUCCCUAAAGGGAUAUUCCGGCGUAAAAUUAAUUUAGCGGUCGGCAACAUUCAUCUCUUGACGGGGUGUCUAACUUGGUGUUACGGUGUGUUUGACCCUAAAUUAAUUUUACGUCGGAAUAUCCCUUUAAUCUUUUGACUUCAUUUCAUAUGAACUUGAUCAUAUCCCCUAAAUGGGCUCGACUUAUCCCAUUAGUGUGCGCAAUGUCUGGCCUUCCUACCACGAUGACCAGCCAAUUGUUUUGUUAAAGAGGUCAGAAAAAUAUCCCAAUAUUGUGAAAUUGUACCUUUGCUAUCUUGACUUUAUAAGAAUAUAAGUCGAAGUCUGAAGGGACAGCUACUUUUGUCAGCUGUCAUCGAUCAGUUAGGGUAAACUCAGAAACAGCAUUGCAGCUACAUUUUGUUGUAAAUCAAAACACUGGAGAAGAGGGACUUUGCUUUCCUGUCAAAGGACUGUACACACUGCGUUUGCUGUCAGGACAACAGGGAUGCUUGCUUGUAGGGUCGUAUUAUUUGUCUUACUCCUUAACAAGAGUCAUGGUUGAUAUGGAGCACCUACAUGUAAAUCAGAUGACUGGAGAAUGAAUGAAUAACGCUGACUGUGAUUGUUUGUUUCUUGUGUCCAGGGGAUCGUCUGCGGGGCAAUGAGGAGGAGCUGGCUGGUGUUGUAGGAGCAGUCGGAGUGGGGGGCGGAGACUCGGACUGAAAUUGAGAUGUGACAAGUUGGAAAAGAAAGGAGACCACCGAGGGAGGGCCUCCUUAAGAGGGACUGAACUGUCACACCUGUGCAGAGCCAGUCGCUUCUGCAGGGUGCAGUGAUGUUUUCUGUUUGAUUUUUAUAUUCAUUUUGUGUCACUGUUUUACAGAGCAAGCUGUGGUACACUCUGUGUGCGUUAUUGAUAAUGUGACCAUCAAUAUGAUGUUGUAAAUUUCAUAUUUGAGUAAAAUUACUUACUUUUUCAUGUGAA